AUGAGUUCGGUGACACUCCACACAGAUGUUGGUGAUAUCAAGAUAGAGUUAUUUUGUGAUCAGGUGCCCAGGACUUGUGAGAACUUCUUAGCAUUGUGUGCCAGCGAUUACUACAAUGACUGUCUCUUUCACAGAAAUAUCCCAGGCUUCAUGGUACAGACGGGGGAUCCAACAGGAACCGGGAAGGGUGGAACUAGCUGCUGGGGAAAGAAACUUGAAGAUGAACUCGAUGAUGAUUUAAAGCAUAAUAUACGAGGGGUCGUUUCCAUGGCGAACAAUGGACCAAAUACCAUUGGGUCACAAUUCUUCAUCACGUAUGGAAAGCAGCCUCAUCUUGACAUGAAAUACACCAUCAUUGGAAAAGUCAUUGAUGGCCUAGAGACUUUGGACGAGCUUGAGAAGUUAAGAAUCAACGAGAAAAACUUCCGACCUCUGACAGAAUGUAGAAUCAAGACAGUUACAAUACAUGCCAACCCCAUAGCUGAUGACGCAUCAUAGCGUCUCAUUCUGUAGUGUUAAAAGGUAUUGGAUAAAAUUCUUAAGGUAUUAUUUUGAAAAAGUGUUGUAUUUACUGUUGUUCAUAUAAAAAAUAAAAAAAAACAACAACCAGGAAGAUUCAGACACUUUAAAGAUAUCUGUGACUGAAUAAUCAUCAUUUUAUUAAUCCCCUGUGGAGACUAAUGUACCACAUAUCAGUAUAUGGAAUAAAGUUUGGAUGGUGUUUCAGGGUACCGUCUUACAAAGAGUUAGGAUUAAUCCAAUCAACCUCAACUAUAUGGAAAUUCAUCUGUGUCAAUUUUUUUCUACAGGAAAUUUGCACAAUGUCCUAUGUAAACAAAGAGGAGCACACUGAAUUUUCAAGAAAAUGAUGGAUGUAUGAAUAUACAUCAUAUUUAGAAAAUAUUUAAACAAACAUCAUGAAACAUGUAUUUUAGAUGUUAACGUAGCUGGCUUUCCAUAGUUGUGGUCGAUUGUAACAAUUGCAACUAUUUGUAAGACAAGGCCCUUGUCACUGGUCGUGUGGUUAGAGCAUUGGACUCAUAAUCGCAAGGUUGUGAGUUCCAAUCCCGACUCUAUCAUUGUCUCCACUUUCAUAAAAAGACAGAGAGUAAUAUCUGUCGUCUAUAACGUCAGCCACUAUGACUGAUUAACCUAGACGUAAAAUGUUUCCUAGGUAAUUGGUUAUAUACCAGCUUGGCAUUUACCAGCAAUUAAAGCUGCCCUGCGGAGUUCCUACGGGAGUUACCAUCAACAGAAACUUUAUUUUCACCUUUUUGAAGCACUAAAUAAUGAUUUUCAGGUGCAAUUUUCGCAGGGCUUCACUUUUACAACAUAUCACAGACACAGGUGAUAAGUUAGUACUUGCAGCUCAUGCUUUUAAGAAUCAAAUCAAUCUUAACUGAUGCCUUUAAUGAAUAUUACAUUUUUAUUUUAGAUGUCUAAAAUACGGCGAGAACCUGUGAAAUGUGUAUAAAGACAAUCUCAAAGGUACUAGAAAAGUGGCCUUUUAUUCACAGAAACAUUACUUUCAGAUUAGCAGUUUUUAUUCGGGAACGGCACUGCAUUUUUGUUUUUCACUUACAUAUCAUGCUCCUUGUAUAAUCGCAGGGAUCCCAGCUAAUCAGGGAAGUCUGUGAAAAUUAUUUUACCAUUUUUUCCAGUCAUGGAAAAGUGAGGGAAUUUGGUAAAAAUGACUCGAAUUAGGGAAAAGUCUGGGGAUUUUGAUCCUCUUCAAAAGUGUAGAACAAGCUUGUAGACAGAAUGUGGAAACAAGACCAUGAGUGGGACAAGAUAAUGAAAAGAAAGUGUCUCCUAAAGAUUGGUCUAAUUGUGAGUUGUUUGGUUUACUUUUUCAUCAGGGUUGUUUGAUUUAAAUCAUGUCGAUUUAAAUCAUGAUUUAAAUCGCGAUUUAAAUCACUUGAUUUUUUUCAAAAAAAUCACUGAUUUAAAUCAACUUUUAUGAAAAAAAUUAUUUUUCUCUAUUUUCUCUUCUUCUUAACAGAUACUUUAAAUGUAAUCAUUUUCAUUUCUGUUCCACAUGCUUUAGAGAUACUUUAAAAGAAUGAUACACCCUCAUGGAGUCUGAUUUAACACCACUGUUUUAUUUUCAAAUUGUAAAACAAGCAAAACUGAUGAAAACAACAAGUUUCUAACGAAGUAAUGAUAAAUAACUCUCUGUAUGUACACCAAACUGUUAAAUCUUCAAUAAAAUAAUAUAUAAAAUCUACAAAGGUGCUCAAAGUCCACAACUUGGAUACUUUUACAAAACAGCUGAACUACUUAUAUGUACCUCCUUCUUGUUACUAUUAAUACCCAUUCUUUCAAUUACUUAAGUUGAAGGCAUAUGUGUACAUUUGAUAAGAAUUACAUGUAUUUUUGCAUGCUUGUGUAUUUUCUUUUCUUAUACAUUCAAUUACACAAUUUCAAAGUACACAUGUAUACUUAAUAAGUAAGAAUUUAAAAAUGGGAAAGUUGCUGGGCAAGUGUUACUGUAUGCAGCAAUACAACUGCUGUGCUUGCUUGUUCAUGUAAUAGUUUGAAAAAACAGCACAUCAAUGAUGUGGUGGACAGUGGUGCUUAUCCUACAGGCCUUUAAUAAUGUCAAUUUUGUUAGAAAUUCUCAAGUUCUUUGAGUACUUCAUGCAUUGGAGUAACACUUCUGAUGUUUUGAACUGACUGAUAUAAAAAUUUCAAGAGUUUAAAUGUAUACAUAAUACAUAACAUUACUUGGGCUUCCAUAAAAUGUACCUCUCUAUAAUGCAAAUAAAUAAAAAAUAAAUAAAAAAAAUUACCUGUAUAUAAGUGGAUUAUUGUGUCAAAUAGUACAAUACACAAUGUUCAAAAGACUACUUGACCACUAUUAUUGGUGUAAAACAGUGUAAAUAUAGUUUAAAACUUGUUAAGUGUGACCAUUUUUUUUCUUUGGAAAAAAAUAAAAAAAAUCUGAUUUAAAUCAUAAAAAUCCGAUUUAAAUCAAAAUAAUCCGAUUUUUUUGAUUUUUUUUAAAAAAUCCAAAAAAUCAACAACCCUGUUUUUCAUGUAAAGACACAAAGAGCAUUGAAUUCAGUUGGGUAAGAAAGACAAAGUAGAAAAAUUGUGGUAUUCAAUUCACAUUUAUUUCAUUUUCAAUUUUCAAAAUAAUAUAAUAUAGAUGAGAUGAGGGUUAUUAAUAAAUGGCAAGUAGCUCAAAUUGGUACAUGCCUCAGUGGUAGGGGACCACACUAUAAUCGAAGAAGGCUCAUUAAAUUUCUUCAUUCUAGUUUGAGCGAAAUUUAUGAGAGCCUUCUUCAACUUUUCUUUGAAUAUAUUUUGUAGUAUUUUCUUUCCUUGAUGGAAAACAUAUAAGUGUUUUAGCCACAUAUGUGAUGGGUACAGCAUCAUAUCAAUCAUUAGAGUGACUUUUCUUUAAUUAGUUUGUUUAUUAUUUUCUUGUCUUGAUGGAAAACAUAUAAUGUAAAGUGUUUUGGCCAUGUAUUUGAUGCAUGCAACAUCAUAUAAAUCAUUACUGUGACAGAUGAAUAAUGUAUCAAUUACCAAUCUUUGUAAUCUUAGACACUGAAUAAUUGAAACUCUUUAGCACCAGUCCCCAUUGGGAUUAACAACUAUGACAUCACAUUGGGUGAUUUCAAGUUCGGUGUUGGUGUUGGAGGCGCAUUUUGGAUUGCGUUUCCUAGCUCCAAAUCCUAUUCUGAGUUAAAACAAUCCAGAUCACAAUAUUGACAGCUCAACACCUAGUGAGUGACUUUUCAGGACCAUCUUCAUUUUAUGUUUGGUGUUAUUCUCACAAUGUAAAAAUUGACCAAACACCAACACCAAGAGGUCAACACUGAACUUGAAAUCACCCAUUAUCAUUCUAUAUAUUCUCCAGUGUAUUGAUUUCAUUCCUUUUACAGAGAAGUCUGUAACUGUGUAUAGUGUACAAUGUAAAUAGAAUGUAAAUAAAGUUUUGUAGAAAGAAUU
Lytechinus pictus (painted urchin) is the source of this 3960-nucleotide messenger RNA. RefSeq names its product peptidyl-prolyl cis-trans isomerase-like 3. The record is from RefSeq and is a predicted model, not a curated record. Gene Ontology annotation, cellular component: catalytic step 2 spliceosome. The coding region runs from base 1 to 498 and encodes 165 amino acids. The transcript is spliced from 5 exons. Gene Ontology annotation, biological process: protein folding; protein peptidyl-prolyl isomerization. Lineage: Eukaryota; Metazoa; Echinodermata; Echinoidea; Temnopleuroida; Toxopneustidae. Gene Ontology annotation, molecular function: peptidyl-prolyl cis-trans isomerase activity.